This is a messenger RNA of Anas platyrhynchos (mallard), 4042 nucleotides long. It is a transcript of the gene RAB29, whose product is annotated as RAB29, member RAS oncogene family. Gene Ontology annotation, biological process: endosome to lysosome transport; phagosome-lysosome fusion. NCBI's taxonomy places the organism in Eukaryota, Metazoa, Chordata, Aves, Anseriformes, Anatidae. Gene Ontology annotation, cellular component: lysosome; trans-Golgi network; late endosome. The record is from RefSeq and is a predicted model, not a curated record. Gene Ontology annotation, molecular function: GTPase activity; GTP binding.
CUGACCCUCACAUGAUCGUAGCGGGAGGCUGCGGGGCCGGCGAUGGGGCACCGCGACCGCAUGUUCAAGGUGCUGGUGGUGGGGGACGCCACGGUGGGGAAGACGUCGCUGGUGCAGCGCUACGCCAACGACAGCUUCAACCGGCACUACAAAUCCACCGUGGGAGUGGAUUUUGCUCUGAAGGUGGUCCAGUGGUCAGAGUCGGAGACAGUGCGACUUCAGCUCUGGGACAUUGCAGGGCAGGAACGCUUCACGUCAAUGACGCGGCUGUACUACAGGGAGGCAUCCGCCUGCAUCAUCAUGUUCGAUGUCACCAACGUCAGCACCUUCAGCAACAGCCAGAAGUGGAAGCAGGACCUGGACAGCAAACUGACGCUGCCAGACGGGAGCCCCGUGCCCUGCCUGCUGCUGGCUAACAAAUGUGACCUUUCCCCGUGGGCAGUGACGAGAGAAGAAGUGGAUCGCUUCAGCAAAGAAAACGGCUUUUCUGGCUGGGUGGAGACGUCUGUCAAGGAAAACAAGAACAUUAAUGAGUCCAUGAGAGUCCUGAUUGAAAAGAUGAUGUCUUCGUCCACCCGUGAUGGAAGUUCCUCUGCUUCUGGGAGCGGGGAUUACAUUAACAUAAAGGAGGCAUCCCCACCAGGCUGGGCUUGCUGUUAGGUGCACUGACUACACCAUCUGCUUGGGUCUAGCAGCAAUGUCCUUUUAUUCUUUUUUUGUAUUUUUUAUUUUAUGUUUUCAAAGCAGCUCUCACUUUUUUUUUUUUUUUUUUACAUGAUAGUGAACUGUCUUCUCCUUAGUGCAUAUUCAUGCUCGGUAAAGCAUUGCUGCAGUGACUGGGAGUGAGAAGUGGAAGAAGGCUGAGAACAGGAUUCCUCUUUCUUCUCGUGCAGCAGCGACUGGAAGCUCUGCUGCUAGUCAUGUAGCACAGCCUGUGUUCGAGCACAUGGCUUGGAUUAAUACUUUUUACAUUUCGAGCACUUAUCUUCAUCUUCUCACAUGUGAUGACCUGUCCCGGGCAGGAUGAAGGAUGUGGAAAGUCUAUUUUUAAUAUCGCUGCACCUUUUGUUCCCCACAGCCCGCACCCACCAUGCACAGUGGCACCACUCCAAAGCCUCACAGUGCCCUUUAUGUCAUGCGCACGAUGCUCACGCGGUCUCUCUGUGCCCGUGGAUCCCCAGUGUGGGAUCGCAGCAAACUCCUUACUUCGUGCUGCGGAACCACGUACCUGUGCCGGCACGCCGCGGAGAGACCAACGCACCCCAGCCUUGUCACCAACUGUCCUUAAGAUGUGAAGCCAGAUGUGGGUUAUGACUGUGUCCCACUUUACCAGCUGUGUAAAAAUAACCGGUGUGCGAAUCGAGGAUUCAUGCAGCACGGCCCUUGCUCACGUGUACACCGACCGGGGGGCGUAGAGCACAGACCCCGACUUUGUGCCAAGAAUUGCCCGGUUGCCUUCUGUUCGUUCAUUCUCCCUCACCCUCUGUCCUGCACAAUCCUACGUAUUCUGUUCUGCUGCCACUUUAUUAGGGCACUGAGAGCUGAAUGAGGAAUAGGUUGUAAACUCCUUUGUAUGACAGAACAACAGUUCUUUUCACUUUUAGAACACCCUGUAUCCUACAAUCUCGAAUAGCUUUGCAAUUGCUGAUGAAUUGCCUUCCCACAAUUAUUCUGUAGCAAUGAGUGAGUUUGGUAGCAGGGAUGGUGCUGGAAACACAGCUCUCUGAAAGCCCACCUGCUGGUUUUAGUGGUCCAAAGGGGAAGCGAAGGAGAAGACUUUGCAGGGCAAAAGGAAAUGAAGAGACCCGCUCCCUACUUGCCUUUUGAUGCCUGCUUUUCCUAGCACGUCCCCCAGGUAUUCGCUGUUGUUGAGAACGGUUCUUGCCAACAACAACAACAACAAAAAUGGGUAAAAGCACUCUAGAUAGUUAUCUUAGAGGAGUUAUUAGGAACCUCAGUCUGCAAGGCUGUUGUUACGUAGCAUUGUAUGCACUUUAUGUAAGCGUGCUAUGCCACAGAAUUGUCUUGCCUGGGUUUUGGGUUAGGAUUUAAACAAGUGCUCUUCAAUAAUGUUUUCCCUUCCCUAGCAGUUUAAAUAAGCAGAGUGCUGAGAGAGGAAAAUAUUGGAAGACUUUCCCUUCAGAGCGUAAUUUGAAAACAGUUUGUCCUGAUUCACACUAAUUUAGGACCGAUUUUCUUUGGCAAGGUAUUCCUGUCCGUCUUUUCUUACUCUAUACAAUCUAUGGAGGGAGAGGACAGUAAGAACAGGAACAGAUUACCUUCACUAGGCACAAAAGAAUGCUGAGUUUUUGUUAUCUGGACUUGAGAAGGACAGGUAAACAGUAAGGGCUAUGAAAUUUAGGCCUAAUGUUGUGUUCUGACUAUUUUAUUAAAAGCUAAAGUAGCUGGGGUAGGAUUCUGUUGUGCAAAAAUUGACAAAUUCAGCUUUAUAAGCACUUAAACUUACAUUUUCCUGUGCCACUGGAUUCACUGUAGAAAUAUAUGAAAUGUGUAGAACUGGUUAGCAACAAAAUUGAACUCUAGUUGAAUUCUACUGCCUAAACAUGGGAGGGAAAAGAAAAAAAAAAAAGGAUUUUUUAAAUUAUCCUAUCAGUAUUUUUAGUCCUCUAUGAAAUACGGAGGAAAGGGUCUAAUUUUUAAAAAGAUACGUCAUGAAGCUGUUAAUAUUCGUGUGUUAUUUAUUGAUUUCUCUAUGUGCACCUCAAAGUGUUUGAGCAAAGAGGUCAAGUGUUGGAGCUGCCUUAACAGACACUUAACAGAAAUUGAGACAGAGUGGAAGUCUCUGCCCAGGACCAACCAACCACUCAAGUCAGUAAAAGCUUGCAAAUGAACAGGAAUUUUAUAACAUGGGUUAAAAUGCCUUAUUUAUACCUUUUGUAUACCAGGUUGUUACAUACCAGUUUCUCUUUAGUAUCUGGAGCUCUUAAUUUUUCAGAAGUGCCUCUCAGAAACAAGCAAAAAGCCAAAGGAAGAGCUUUUAUGAUUUUCUUUUAUUAUACAUAAUUUCUGCUGGGCCCAGAGGUUUCCGGUACCAGUGUAUGCCUUGGAGGUUUGUUUGUUUUUUUUCCCACACUGCUUGUUAACAUCUUAAUAGACACAGCAGACAAGUAAGUGUAGAAAACUAAGCCUGCACAACAGAAACAGUCGUUACUCGAGAUCGCUACAAAAACCCAGACAGGAAAACGAUUUUACUGUGCAGAUGUGGUUUUUUUUUUUUUCAGUUUGCUCUGUGGCACAUAAGGUACUUAAAAAGAAACGACAAACCAACCCUUGAUUUAGUCUCGUAAAACAAACUGAUUCAAAAGCCCCACCUAAACAUGUUUUUUUUUUUUGCUGCGUUAAUUUGUGAAGAAUGCUUACCUGUGAAAUUGGUUCUGCCCAGCUUGUGCUGGUUGAAAUAACACAUUUUUAAAACAACUGAAAAGUCAGCUUGAGAGAAGCUCAUUUUUGGAGAGAUAUUUUAAACAAAGUUAAACCUGAUUCAUAAAAACUUGAUCUUUCAAUAUGAUGCAGAAAAGCGUACUCUUUAUAGUCUGUUAGGAACAACCUGUUUUUAAAAUGACGUUUGAUUUUUCCUUUCUGCAGUGCCUUCUUUGACUUUGUGCUCUUUAUGAGACUCUGGACCAACUGUACCUAUUUCAUUCCCUUCCACAUGUUGUUUCUCAUUUCUGUAACUAAUUUGCAGUCAUGAGACUCAAAAACAUUAGUUUAGCUUUGUAUUUAAUAUGUUGAUGACAGCAAUCCAUGGGUCAACAGAGCCAGGAAUUUUUACUGUAAUAGAAUUUGAAAUCAUGAGGGGAGACUACAGUUCAGAAACAAGUUGGCAAUAAUGAAAUCGAGCUUUUUUUUUAAACAGUUCGCAGUUAUGCACAAGUAUUUUAGAGACAGGGUUCUGGUUACUGUAAAGUUGCAGUGUUAUCGUGUUUAUAUAAAGAGAAUAAACUGCUGGGAGGUUUUCUCCAUAUCAAUCAGUAACUAAUGCACUGUUGCAGAAGUUUGAAAUAAAACAAGUUUGACAUUG